AUGACUCACCCCACCAUUCAUGCCGAAUUGGCCUUUUACCAAGCACCGCAAGACGGAUCAGCUCCAUACAAUUACGUGGGGGAGCCACCACUAGGAGAGCCAUGGCGCAACUACGGCAACGAUGUUCGUACAGUUCCUAUCCACGACAUCCGAGGGAAAGAAGAUCAGUUCUCCCUCGACCGGGACGCAUUUCAAAUCCUGAACGAUAUCACAUCGUCAGCUACAUACGAAACAUUUAACUCCGACGACUCCAUCCGGGAGAUAUACUACCCCGAGGUGGAACGGCUGCUCCUUGAAACGGUUGCCGGUGCCCACACUAUUAUCUUCUUCGAUCACACUAUACGGCGAGCAAAUCCCCACGCCGUGCGUCAACCAGUCAACCAGGUCCACGCAGAUCAAACCGAAAGGUCUGCUGAAUCCCGAGUACGCAAGCACGUAUCGGAUCCAGAGUUGGCCGAGAAGUAUCUAGGCGAACGAUAUCGGAUCAUCAAUGUCUGGCGACCAAUUAACGGAGCCGUCGAAUCUUCGCCCUUGGCAUUUGCCCCUGCAACAACGACUGAGGAGGAAGACUUUGUUACGAUCCAACAUCGGUAUUCUACUUUCAACGGGGAAAUCAUGGGUGUUAGAUACAACCCCAAGACUGAGUGGAAGUUCUGCGCCGGUGUAGAUGAUAACGAGAGGAUUCUUCUCAAAUGUUUUGAUAGUCAAGAUGGAGUGGCCAAGCGUGUGGCACACACUGCAUUUGUUGACCCUAAUACUCCCCCCGAGGCAAAGGCGCGAGAGAGUAUUGAGGUUAGGGCGCUGGUGUUUGGAUAA
Molecule: messenger RNA, 816 nt
Organism: Penicillium subrubescens
Lineage: Eukaryota; Fungi; Ascomycota; Eurotiomycetes; Eurotiales; Aspergillaceae
Exons: 1
Coding region: 1-816 (271 amino acids)
Molecular function (GO): oxidoreductase activity
Source: RefSeq, a predicted model, not a curated record